AAUGGGGCUGGCCAUCAGCCUGGUUGCCACCUGCAAGGAGAAGGUGUGGUACCACUCCAACUGCAGCUCCAAGGGACGUGGCUGCUACAACACCAACCUGACCGACCAGGGAGGAUGCUGUAUCUGGUACAACGAGCCACAGCUGCUGGCCGACAUCGAGGAGCAUCUGGACAUCACCAUAGAGCGGAUCAGUCCUGAAAUGAAGGUGCCCAUCAACGAGUUCGACGGCAAGGUCGUCUACGGAGAGCGGCGAAAGGCUGGAGGUAGUGUGUACAAGGGGCACAUCGACCUCCUGGCGCCCACGGUGGCCGAGCUGACCCAGCUGGAGAAAAAGGCACAGACGACCUUCAUUGACCUCAAGUACAAGAAGAAGUUUGCUGCCCGCCAGUAG
This is a messenger RNA of Candidula unifasciata, 391 nucleotides long. The record is from the annotation of a GenBank genome assembly. NCBI's taxonomy places the organism in Eukaryota, Metazoa, Mollusca, Gastropoda, Stylommatophora, Geomitridae.